This is a messenger RNA of Tetrahymena thermophila SB210, 1974 nucleotides long. RefSeq lists its product as hypothetical. The record is from RefSeq and is a predicted model, not a curated record. NCBI's taxonomy places the organism in Eukaryota, Ciliophora, Oligohymenophorea, Hymenostomatida, Tetrahymenidae. The transcript has 4 exons.
AUGAUAUAUUCUAAGUUAGAUUUUUUUUCUUCUUGCUUUUCAUUCAAUACAGGCAAUCAAUAAAAAAAAGAGUAUGUAAACAAUUAAAUAGAGCCUACUUUUAGGUCUUAAAGCUUCGUUAAUAAUGACUUGAUCUCAGUUCCACUAAACAAUGAUUUAGUUGGAUUUAGAUUUGAAUAUGCAACCGAUUAGAUUAAAUAAACCCCAGAAAAGAUUUAUUUAGUUUAUUUGGCUUUCUUUUUUUAUAGUUCUCCUAAUGAUAAUCAAUACCUGCCACUCAGCAUAAUCGAUUGUACUAAUACUAAUCUUUAAGGAUUUAAGUGCCUUGAUUUUAGCAGUAUAUAAAAUUAUACAUUAUCUCUGGACACAAAUUAGAACAUUAAGUCAUAAGUUUAGAUCCUUACUUAUGGCUGUAGAGAUAUCGAUUCUUUUAAGACUUUUGUCCCUAAUAACUGCGCUGAAUAAAAUGAAAUUGAUAGUUUGAUUAAUGAUAUCAACUCUAUUUUAAGGUUAAAGCUUUAUACAUCUUAAUAUAAUAUUACCUCUUAAGGGAUAGAGGAAAGAUAUAGAAAUGCUUAAAUUUAUACUAUAGCAAGUUAAUCCAUAUUAACAUAAUUGAAAAUAUAAAAUUAAAAUACUUCAAUAAAACAAGGUUUGAUAGUUUAAACAGAGUCAAACUUUAAUUCACCAAUUCAAUAUAGUUAAUAAGAUUUUGGCUAUGAUAGAUAAUAUGCUCUACAAUAAAUUGGAGGUGGUGCAUAUAGUGGAGUAUCAAUUUUUAUUGAUGAACUUGUUUAAGAAAUAUAAAUUUAAUAUCCAACUUUGCCAUAAGUGCUUGCACUCGUAAAUGGUAUUUUUACUCUAUUAAUGUUUACAGGUAUUUUUGGGAGAAUGGUUUCAUAAAAUUCGAUAAAUAAAGACCUUUUCUCUCUAUUUUUAAAAAACAUAUACCAAGACAGUUAUUUAAAGAUAAUAAAUAACACUAAACAUAUUCAAUAGUUAGAGGAAGAAAUUGAAUCAAGUAUAGAUGAACAAGGUUUGUAAGAAUAAAAAUAAAAUGAUUAAGAAUCAAAAAGUGAUAAAGAAAAGUAAAAUGAAGAACCAAUAAUAAUUCCGGCUUUUAAAAAUAAAAAGAAAGCUUCACCAGAACAAGAUUAAUAUAAUAAUAGUAUUUCUAAUAACGCAGAUUAUUUAGUAAAUGUUUAAAAUAAUAAUUAAAAAAUAAAUAACUAAUCUAAUGAUUAAAUUAAUAAUUUUAUGUUUUAAGGAACCUAAAAUAAUUCAAACAUUAAAUCAAAUAUUAUCACAGAUGCAAAAUCAAUAAUUUAGUCUGUAAUUGAUGUUAGACAGAAGAAUUUUCAAAUUGAUUUUUUAACUAAUAAUUCGCCAUAAAAUGCAAGCUUGAUAAAAUCUGUUUUAAAUAAGUAAUCAAAUUUUUAAUAGUAUUAAGUUAAGGAGAGAAAUAGCAUAUUAGCCAAGAACUAAGUUUUGUUAUAAAAUUUUAAUGCAAUUAAAAAUACUAAAUGCUCAUACAAAAUAAAAGGUGAUAUCCCUUAGAAAAAUUUUUAGAAAUCAGGAUAAAAAGAAGGUGGCAUCAGUAAACUUUAAUUUUAAAAAGUUGAAUACUAAAUCAAAAAAGAUCUAAAUAUUUUAAACUUUAUACAAGAUAUAAUUCUAUUAAAAAAAGCUGUUAUGAUGAUAUUGACAAAAGAUUAGCUAGCUGCUAUGCACCUAAUAGGGUGCUCUUAAAGUUUUUUAGAAUUAAAUUUGAGCAGUGAAAAUUGUAAUUUAAAUUAACUAGAAUAUAGGAAUAAGUUAAGCCAUUAUGAAAUGUAAUUUGCUAUUUCCUAAUAGAAAAAAUUCUAAGAGUAAUAUCUAUCAGAAUUUUUAUCAAGAUGCACUAAUGUUGAAAAUACUAGUGAACUUGAUUAAAGAAUUUUGUAGGCUAUUUAAAAAUGUCAUUUAACGAGCUGA